GCGACACAAGGCCACCGGGCAGGUGGUGAGCGGGAUGAAAAAAGAUCCGCCUGGAUGAGUUGAGGGGAGGGAGGGGGGUUCCAGCACUGCUGUCAGAGUGGUGUCUCUGCUGCAGGAACAACAUCCCAACGUAGUGCGACUCCUGGAUGUUCUGAUGCAGGAGUCUCGUCUCUACCUCAUCUUUGAGUUCCUGUCCAUGGACCUGAAGAAAUACCUGGACUCUAUCCCCUCAGGCCAGUACAUGGAGCCUAUGCUGGUCAAGAGCUACCUUUACCAGAUAUUGGAGGGCAUUUACUUCUGUCACUGUCGCCGUGUCCUCCACCGAGACCUUAAACCGCAGAACCUUCUGAUAGACAACAAGGGUGUUAUCAAGCUGGCCGACUUUGGCCUGGCUCGGGCAUUUGGUGUUCCUGUCAGGGUCUACACCCAUGAGGUGAGAACCCAUUCACACAGCACAGGAUUCAUGGAGUGA
Messenger RNA from Notothenia coriiceps (black rockcod), 472 nucleotides. Its product is annotated as cyclin-dependent kinase 1-like. Gene Ontology annotation, cellular component: nucleus. Lineage: Eukaryota; Metazoa; Chordata; Actinopteri; Perciformes; Nototheniidae. Gene Ontology annotation, molecular function: cyclin-dependent protein serine/threonine kinase activity; ATP binding. The record is from RefSeq and is a predicted model, not a curated record. Gene Ontology annotation, biological process: mitotic G2 DNA damage checkpoint signaling; protein phosphorylation; G2/M transition of mitotic cell cycle.